CCUCUGUCUCUCUCUCUAAAACUGCUCCGAUCUUGAGCGAGAAACAGCUACGCUGUCCGAGUUUCCGACUUACUUGUUCUUCUUGCUCCUUUAUUCUUUGAAUCCCCACCUUCGCGUGGAAAUAAUUGAAGAACUAAUUGGUAGAAACGAAGAAACCCUAGAAUUGCAGAAGGGAUUGUGGCAGAGAAAAUUUCGAAAUGAGGACUCUUGUUUCGCGUUUGAUCCAUUCAAGAUCAACUGUUCCCAGGCUCUAUGCAAUGGGCGUAUCGAACAGUGAAAGAUAUUUGUCAACGGAAUCUAAUAAGGUCGACGAACCCUUUAAAGUUGAGGAGGCAGAGACUGUCAAUGUUCCUCCUCCUCCUACAGAGAAGUUACUUGUGUUGGGUGGAAAUGGAUUUGUUGGUUCACAUGUUUGUAAAGAGGCUGUGGACCGCGGUUUGUCUGUUGCAAGCCUGAGCAGAUCCGGUCGAUCAUCCAUACAGGAUUCAUGGGUUAGUGACGUAAUUUGGCACCAAGGAAACCUUCUAUCACCCGGUUCUUGGGAGGACGCUCUGAAUGGGGUCACUUCUGUGAUCUCUUGUGUUGGUGGUUUUGGCUCCAAUUCUUACAUGUAUAAGAUCAAUGGGACUGCAAAUAUCAAUGCAAUUAGAGCUGCUUCAGAAAAAGGUGUGAAAAGGUUUGUCUACAUCUCUGCUGCUGACUUUGGUGUGGCAAAUUAUUUAUUGCAAGGAUAUUACGAGGGAAAGAGAGCCGCUGAGGCAGAGCUAUUAAUCAAAUUCCCUUAUGGGGGAGUGGUUCUGAGGCCCGGAUUCAUUUAUGGGACUCGCCGUGUUGGAAGCAUGAAACUACCUCUGGGUGUUAUUGGUUAUCCACUGGAGACGGUUCUCCAACGCGCAAAACCUCUGAGCCAAGUGCCGCUGGUGGGGCCUCUGUUCAUUCCUCCUGUAAACGUCACUUCAGUUGCAAAGGUUGCUCUUAGAGGGGCCACUGAUCCUGUCUUCCCUCCUGGAAUUGUUGAUGUCUACGGGAUACAACGUUAUAAGCAGAAGAAGUUUUAAGUCCAUGUCUUGGUUGCUUCUCUUCUUCUUUCUGUUUAUCAAUACUUCAAACUCGGGGAAAAAAAAAAUUGCAUGAAAUGAGAAUCUUUCAUGCUCGUUACUGGUUAAUCAGAGAUGUUGUAUGGGGAUCGUUGAGCCAAUAAUGUGCGCCGAGUUAUGGCAAUAUUUUUUUGUUUGAUUA
Morus notabilis is the source of this 1239-nucleotide messenger RNA. RefSeq lists its product as uncharacterized. Lineage: Eukaryota; Viridiplantae; Streptophyta; Magnoliopsida; Rosales; Moraceae. The transcript has 10 exons. Bases 198 to 1058 code for a protein of 286 amino acids. Gene Ontology annotation, cellular component: mitochondrion. The record is from RefSeq and is a predicted model, not a curated record. Gene Ontology annotation, molecular function: protein-containing complex binding.